AUGACGGCGUCAGAAACGCCUGAAGAAUAUGAAGCCAGGUUAACAAAGCAACGUGAGCGAUACACACAGAUGAUAGCGUCAGAAACGCCUGAAGAAUAUGAAGCCAGGUUAACAAAACAACGGGAGCGAUAUACACAGAUGGUAGCGUCAGAAACGCCUGAAGAAUAUGAAGUUAGAUUAAUACAAAGCCGUGAAAUACAAAGACAGCAGUUGGGUUCAGAAACGCAUGAACAUCGCGAUACGAGGUUAAAUAAACAACGAGAGCGUACCCAGCAAUGCAGAGCUAAUAAUCUGCAGGCAUUUGAGAAUGCUAUUAACACAAUUUGUAUACAUGUUUGUGAUAUUUGUACCAAACGUUGUUAUCCUAAUCAAGUUCGUACAGUUCAGUACAACGCUGCUGCAUUAACAUACUUACCUGUGGAGUUAACUUCGAAAAUAUCAUUGUUAUUAUGUUUCCGCUGUCAAACACAUGUUACUAGUAAUAAAACAACAGCACCACCAAAAGCUUACUGGAAUAAUCUGGAUCCAGGUUCUAUACCAGACGUUAUUCAAACUUUGACACAGGCGGAACAACGUUUGCUGUGCAGAAUAAUUCCGUUUGUUAAAAUCGUGAAAUUUAGUGGCCUCUAUGGGCAGUAUGGUUUUCGCGGACAGGCAGUUUUAUUUGCCCAAGAUAUCUUUGAAGUCAGUGAAAGACUGCCUAGUAUGCUACCAAGAUCUGCAAGCCAGGUAGGCAUUAUUGUAGUAACCGAACGAUUAGAAAAUUUGAACAUCACCAGGGAAUUCACAAUAUGUCGCGAAAAAGUCUAUAGUGCUUUAAGAUGGUUAAUCAGAAAUAACCCGCUUAACAAAGAUGUACGUAUUGACGACAAUGCCCAAAUUAGUGACCAGGAGUUAGUACGACUUAGUGUGCCCGAAUUGUCUGAAGAUGAAGCGUCUGAAAGGAAUGAAAAUGAAAUUCGAAAUGCAUUCAUUCCAAUUAAUAAUGUUGCAAGAAUUAUUCGAGCUUCAUGGCAUCAAGGUGACUACAACGUCUUUACUUCGCGAUAUGCUGGUGUACAAUGUAGUGCUAUGUCGUUGGCGAACAUUGUCCGAGCUGCAAUCCUAAGCCCUAAUCAAUGGGACGUCAAUAUUCUGAAUGCUAAUAUGUUAGCGGGUGACUCGUACCCAGCUUGA
Parnassius mnemosyne (clouded apollo) is the source of this 1176-nucleotide messenger RNA. The record is from the annotation of a GenBank genome assembly. NCBI's taxonomy places the organism in Eukaryota, Metazoa, Arthropoda, Insecta, Lepidoptera, Papilionidae.